This is a messenger RNA of Perca fluviatilis (European perch), 1023 nucleotides long. Its product is annotated as WW domain-binding protein 11-like. NCBI's taxonomy places the organism in Eukaryota, Metazoa, Chordata, Actinopteri, Perciformes, Percidae. The record is from RefSeq and is a predicted model, not a curated record. Gene Ontology annotation, molecular function: DNA binding. The transcript has 5 exons. The coding region runs from base 52 to 1023 and encodes 323 amino acids.
GCAUCAAGCCCAAAGAAAAAGUGGAUAUAGAAAUUGCCACUUUGGUUGAAGAUGCCCAACAUCAGGCAGAUGAGGAAGAGGAAGACCAAAAAAUGGACCCAAGAGGCAAUGGACCAGGCCAAGCAGGAGGUGGAAGCAGGCAGGCUCUCUCUACGGCAGGCAGCCAUGAGGUUUGGGGUCCCUAAGUCAAGCCUGAGUGACCCAGUCAGCGGAAGAGUGGCCUCCGAUUUUUCCAUCUGUUGGAGGUCACUCCUCACCCAUGCAGACGAAGACUCCCUGGUGGAGUACUGUCUGUACUCUGCUCUGCAUGGGUUUCCGCUCCUGGCCGAAAUAAACUACAACAAAAGCACUGGCAAGGUCAGGAGGAAUGUCACCAAGGCCAGGAUACUGACAGCCCAGGAGAUGUCCGACACCAUCGAGGAGGUGGAGGACCGUGCUGCAAGGCAGGAGGCCCAAGCUCUGGCCAGAAGAGACCGAGAGCAGCAGCGGGCCAGAGACACCAGCCCGGCAGCCACUUCCUCUACCCUGCCUAGCGGCUCCCGCCCCAGCCACAGAAAACUUGGCCCCUCGGGGCUGCGCCAGCAACCAGCUCCGGCAUUUCCAUCGCCGGUCCCUCAGCACCCUCUGCCCCCUCUUGUGCCUCCCACGAUCCCCAGCUGCCUGCCACCAGCGGCAGACCAUCCGGGACAAGCCUGCCUGCAGAGGGACACCACCAUCCUCCAUCUCCUGAGCCUUCCACAUCGGGCGCAGGAUUGGGCCGCCGAGGGUCCACUUCUUCCUCUCCCUCCCACUCAGAAAGAACCAGCUCCUCCUCCUCCCUGUCUGUUGGGCCCACGACAUCCACCGGUCACACCGCUGCAAAGAGGAGACUGGAGCCGACAGUCUGGUGGCCGGUGCAGGGAACCCGAACCUCCAGAGGCUCCAGAGGGAUUGGUGUCGUGGUUUCACACCACUUGUGUCAGCUGGGAGGAGGAUGAGCUGAGCAACAAUGAAUUUUGGUGUUUUUGGUGCUCAGAUGUUUAA